AUGCUGCAUUUGAGUAAGGGAGAUUUUGUGUGGGUGGACUCUGGUGCUGGGGUGCCGAUCGGGGCGGAGGUGAAGCUGACGGACACGGGACAGCUUCAGCUGAUCGAUGAUGAAGGAAAGGAGCACAAGAUCAACAAGAAGACGGAGGGGAGCAUCCGAGCCAUGCACCCCACCUCUGUGAACGGCGUGGAUGACAUGAUAAGGCUGGGGGAUCUGAACGAGGCGGGUCUCCUCAGGAACCUCCUGGUGCGACACAAAGAAGGCAUCAUCUAUACGUACACAGGCUCCAUUCUGGUUGCGGUCAACCCCUACCAGCUGCUGCCCAUCUACACCACCGACCAUGUGCACAUGUACACAGAUCGACGGCUGGGCGAACUGCCGCCACACGUCUUCGCCAUCGCAGACAGCUGCUUUUUCAACAUGCGCCGCAACCGAAAGAACCAGUGCUGUGUCAUCAGUGGAGAGUCGGGAGCAGGGAAAACUGAGAGCACCAAGUUGAUGUUGCAGUUCCUGGCUGCUGUGAGCGGACAGCACUCCUGGAUCGAGCAGCAGAUUCUUGAAGCGAACCCGAUCCUGGAGGCUUUUGGUAACGCCAAAACCAUCCGCAAUGAUAACUCCAGCCGUUUUGGGAAGUACAUCGACGUCAACUUCACUAAAGGCGGGGCCAUUGACGGGGCCCGCGUGGAGCAGUACCUGCUGGAGAAGUCCAGAGUUUGUCAUCAGGCACCCGAGGAAAGAAACUACCACAUCUUUUACUACAUGCUGAUGGGCAUGUCAGCUGAGCAGAAGAAGAUUCUUUCCCUUGGGAGCGCUGCUGAGUACAACUAUCUGACCAUGGGUAACUGCACCAGCUGCGAAGGACGGGAUGAUGUGAAGGAGUACGCCCACUUCCGUUCAGCUCUGAAGAUCCUCACGUUCACAGAGAACGACUCCUGGGAAAUCUCCAAACUGCUCGCCGCCAUCCUUCACCUGGGCAACGUGGACUUUGAAGCCACCAUAGUAAAUAACCUGGAGGGCUGUGAAAUCCGCACAUCAACCCAUUUGAACAUGGCUUGCCAGCUGUUGGAGGUGGAUCCCAAAGCGGUGGAGAAGAGUCUGACGCAGCGCUCCUUCAUGACCACCAGGGAGAGUGUGACCAAACCUCUGACCUCUGCCCAGGCCGUGGAUGGCAGGGACGCCUUUGUCAAAGCUAUUUAUGGAAAACUCUUCAUUUGGAUCGUGGACAAAAUCAACAGUGCCAUUUACAAGCCGCUGGAGACUCCCGAUGAGGUCCGACAGUCAAUAGGCCUGUUAGACAUCUUUGGCUUUGAGAACUUCACCAAAAACAGCUUUGAGCAGCUUUGCAUCAACUACGCCAACGAGCAGCUGCAGCAGUUUUUCGUCAGGCAUGUUUUCAAGCUGGAGCAGGAUGAAUACGCCCGUGAAAACAUUGUUUGGAAGCACAUUGAUUACAAAGACAACCAAGGCACCCUGGACGUACUGGCCAACAAACCCAUGAACAUGCUGGCUCUUAUUGACGAGGAGAGCAACUUCCCCAAGGGCACAGACACCACCAUGCUCCAAAAAAUGAAUCAGGUCCAUGGAAAAGGGGAAAUCUACAUCCCCCCCAAGAACAACUAUGAGACACAGUUUGGGAUCAAGCAUUUUGCUGGAGUCGUCUACUAUGAUUCAAAAGGUUUCCUCGAGAAAAACCGUGACUCCCUCAGCUCAGACCUGAUCCAGCUGGUGGAAACCUCGACCAACAAACUCCUCAAACAGGUGUUUCACAAGGAGCUGCAGUCCGGCACGAUCAAGAGCAGCGCCAACCCGAAGAUGGUCAUCAUCACGCCCAAGAGCAGCGUCCGGCAAGCAUCUGACAGCAAGAAGCAUGUGGCGACUCUGACGGGCCAGUUCCGCCAGUCUCUGGAUUCCCUGAUGAAAACGCUGACGGUGUGCCAGCCCUAUUUCAUCCGCUGCAUUAAACCCAACGACUUCAAGAAGCCCAUGCUGUUCGACAGAGAGCUGUGCAUCCGUCAGCUCCGCUACUCGGGGAUGAUGGAGACCAUCAGGAUCCGGAAAGCCGGGUAUCCUGUGCGCUACACCUUCAGCGAGUUUCUAGACCGCUACCGCGUCCUUCUGAAAACGUCCAUCUGUGAUCCCAAAACGGAAAGUAAAGAGAAAUGCUGCGAGAGCAUUUGUGAAAGCGUGCUCGCUGGAGAGGGCGACUGGAAGACCGGCAAGACCAAGAUAUUCCUGAAGGACAUCCAUGACACAAUGCUUGAACUGGAGCGAAUGAAAGAACUCAACAUGAAAGCACUUUUGAUCCAGAAAGUCCUGAGAGGCCACAAAUACAGGAGAGAGUUCCUGAGGAAAAAGGCCGGCGCUCUCGUCAUUCAGAAAUACUGGAGAGGACACAAGGGCAGAAAACUGUACAAAGUGGUUCAGCUGGGCUUUGCCAGGCUGCAGGCGCAGGUUCGCUCUCGCCAGCUCCACUUCCUGUACAAGAAGAAGCGGGAGGCGGCCCUCGUGCUGCAGACCCGAGCCAGAGGAUACCUGGUCAGGAAGGAGUGGAAGCGCAAGAGAGAUGCUGUGAUCCUCCUGCAGGCGCACACCAGAGGAGCGCUGGCAAGGAAAGCUCUCAAAAAAAUGAAAAGAGAUAUGUACCUCUCUGCUAAAGAGAAAGAGGCGGAGCAGCAGGCCAUCUUGGAGAGGCAGAAACGCUUGGAGGAAGUGCUGCGGCAGAAGAAAGAGAUGGAGACCAAAGCUCAGUCAGAAUCCGUCACGGACCAGGAGAUGGUGGACAGCAUCUUUGGCUUCCUGCCCACUAUCAUCGGAGGGCAGGAGGGGCAAGCGCCUGUGGGAUUUGAGAACUUGGAAGGGAAAAAGAUGAUAACCGAGGAGAUAGACAUCGACGACGUCCCCAUGGAGGAAGAUCUUCCCGAAGAAGACUACGACGACCUGGAUGAGUACUCCUUCUCCAAGUUCGCCUCCAUGUACUUCCAGGGUGCAGCCACUCACACCCACAUCCGCCAAAGGCUCCGGCAGCCUUUACUCUACCACGAGGACGAGGGAGACGUUCUGGCUUCGCUCACAGUGUGGUGGAUCAUUCUCAGGUUCAUGGGAGACCUUCCUGAGCCGAAGAAGCAGGUGAAGGUCCAGGGAACCUCCACACAGGAGCGCAUUCUGCCGAAGGCCUCCGCCGCGCCCGGCGAGACCGCUCAAAACCCGAAGCCUCCCGCCCUGCCGCCUGUGAAGGAGGACAGCGACCCGAUGGUUGAAGAAGGACCCACUCUGGACCGGCCGCUAACCUCUCUGGAAAAACUCCACAUCAUUGUGGGAUAUGCUAUUGUCAGACACGACCUCAGGGACGAGAUUUACAGUCAGAUCUGCAAACAGCUUCAGGAUAACAACAAUCGCAACAGCUACUUCCGUGGUUGGAUCCUGUUGUCCCUCUGCCUGGGCGUUUUCCCCCCGAGCGAGCGCUUCAUAAGGUAUCUGCAGAGUUUCAUCCGCUCCGCUCCGGCGGGCUACGCCUCCUACUGCGCUGAAAGGCUGCGGCGCACAGUGAUGAAUGGAGUGAGAGGGGAGCCUCCGACCUGGCUGGAGCUGCAGGCAACCAAGACGAAAAAGCCCAUGAUUGUGUCCGUGAUACUGCUGGAUGGGCGUUCGAUAAACCUGCCGGUUGACUCCGCAUCGACCUCCAAAGAGAUCUGCCAAGUCAUCUCCAGCAAAGUCCGACUCAAGGACACCUUCGGCUUUUCCCUCUACGUGGCUCUGUAUGAGAAGGUGUGGGCUCUGGGCGGCGGCCGGGAGCACGUGAUGGAUGCAAUCUCCCAGUGUGAGCAGGAAGUGAAGAGGAGGGGGGGGCAGGAGCAGCACGCUCCCUGGCGUCUCUUCUUCCGCAAGGAGGUGUUCACCCCCUGGCACGACUGUGACGAGGACAAGAUCAGCACCGACCUCAUCUACAGGCAGAUCGUCCACGGCCUGAAGUUUGGAGAGUACCAGAGUGAAAAGGAGGAGGAUCUUGUUCAGCUCGCUGCAAAACAUCUGUACGUCCAGCACGGCUCGGACAGCAGCCCAGAAAACGUGAAGCAAGCCGUUCAGGAUUGCAUCAACAGCUCUCUGCUGGAGGCCAAGUCGGAGGCCAAGUGGGUGCAAAUGAUCAGCACUGCUCACGCUGAGGGUUCAUAUCUGAGUUCAGGGCAGAAGACGGAUUCAGUGAAGGCGGAGGCGGUCGACUACGCCCGGAAGAAGUGGCCCAUGUUCUUCUCCAGGUUCUUUGAAGUGGUCAAGCUGUCAGGUCCUCCGCUGCCAAAGAGCAAGUUCAUUGUGGCCAUAAACUGGACUGGUAUCACCUUCCUGGAUGAAAGAGAGAAGAGGCUGCUGGAGCUCUCCUUCCCCGAAGUGACAGGAGUCAACACCGUGAGGGAGGGAAAAGCGUCGGCGCAGGCGGUGUGUCUGCUGACGCUGAAAGGAGACUUCACUCUGAGCGGAUCUGCAGCUGACGACAUGGCCGAGCUGGUCACCAUGUUCCUCAGUGGACUGACGGAGCGAUCCGAGUAUGCCGUGGCCCUGAAGGAGGUCGACAGACAAGAUGAUCCCACGUUCCUCAGCUUCAAGAAAGGAGAGCUCAUUCUAAUCAUCAAAGACGAUGAGUUUUCUCAGCAGGGUGGCUGGAUAAAGGGCCAGAUUGGGGGCGCAAAACAAACAGGAGCCAUCCCCACUGACGCCAUCUUGAUCCUACCAACGCUCAGCAAACCCACCUACGAGGUCAUGAGCCUCCUCAGCCUGCCUCCUAACCAGAGGAAGACCAUCAUACAGGCAAACCAGAAAGAAACGGGGACUGUGGAGAGACAGGCUCCUGCCACGUUGAAGGAAUUCUCCCUGGAGUACUUCAGGCAGCCCACUAAGGACGUUAACCGUCAGGUGAUUUCCAGGAAUGCUGCUCCUGAGAGGCUGUGGGCAAACUCCAGAGAGCCAAUCAGACAGCCCCUCCUCAAGAAACUGGUGGGCAACCCCGAGCUGAGCCACAAAGCAUGUCUGGCUUUCACUGCCAUCCUGAAAUAUAUGGGAGAUUACCCCACCAAGCAGAUGCAGAGUCCCCUGGAGCUCACCGACCAGAUCUUCGGCCCCGCCACGCAGAAUGAGGCGCUCAGGGACGAGAUUUAUUGUCAGAUAAUAAAGCAGAUGAGCAGCAACAACAACCGGUUCAGCAUGGAGCAGGGCUGGCAGCUGCUGUGGCUCUGCUGCGGCCUGUUUCCCCCCAGCCAGUCUCUUCUGAGACACGCUCAGCGCUUUCUGGAGUCUCGCCGCAGAGAGCCCUUGGCCCACGAUUGCCUGCGGCGGCUGCAGAGCUCUCUGAGGAUGGAGCCCAGGAAGCUGCCGCCACACCAGGUGGAGGUAGACGCCAUCCAGCAGAACAGCAUCCAGAUCUUCCACAAAAUCCACUUCCCCAACGACACAGGGGAGAUAUUCGAGGUUUCCACCAGCACCAGGAUCAGGGAUCUCAUUCAGAACAUCAGCAACAAGCUCGGCCUGGCCUCGGCAGACGGCUUCAAUAUUUUUGUCAAAACACACGACAAGGUCCUCAGUUUGAAUGACGCAGAUUACUUCUUUGACAGUCUGAGACAAAUCACUGACUGGUCCAAGAAAUCCAAGAGGAUUAAAGACGGUGGGCCAGUCAACAUAUCCUACCUUGUGUUCUUCAUGAGGAAGUUGUGGUUCAAUGUGAUCCCUGGCAGAGACACAGAGGCCGAUCUUAUCUUCCAUUUCCCUCAGGAGCUGCCUAAAUACCUGAGAGGCUACCAUGUCAGCACCAGAGACGAGAUGGUCAACAUUGCGGCGUUGCUCUUCAGGAUAAAGGUCAGCAAUGACAAGACCCAGCUGGUCAUGAUUCCCAAGAUGCUGAGGGAGCUUGUGCCGGCCGACCAACUGAAGGCCACGUCUGAGAAUGAGUGGAAGAAGAGCAUCUCUGGUUAUUAUAACAAACAAGCCGGGAUGACUGUCGACGAAGCCAAGGUGGCAUUUCUGAAGGCGGUGUGUCGCUGGCCGACCUUCGGCUGUGCGUUCUUCGAGGUGAAGCAAACAUCAGAACCAAAUUUCCCAGAUAUCGUGCGAAUUGCCAUCAGCAAGCAAGGACUCACAAUCAUCCACCCUAAAACCAAGGAUGUUUUGGCAAAUCACCCAUUCAACCGCAUCGCUAACUGGUGCAGUGGAAGCACCUACUUCCACAUGACUAUCGGCAGUUUGGUCAAGGGAAGCAAGUUCCUGUGCGAGACCUCGCUGGGUUACAAGAUGGACGAUCUUAUAACCUCCUACGUCAACAUGUACCUCAGAGAGAGGACGGCGGGGCAAACCAGGAACCAGCGCUUCAAUAUUUGAGCCAAUGAGUGUGACGCCAAACCCCCGUAACUGCAGGUGUUAAACCGCCACACUCCAUAUUUGGUUCAUACGUAAAGAGGCAGAGCGCAAAUAGUGCAAUCAGCUUUAUUUGUGCUGUGUGAGGAGGAAAAGACGUUGAUUUAUUAUGUGAAAGAAACACAUUUUUAUUUAAAACUAAUAUUUCUGUAGCAUGUGUACAAGUAACGUAAUCUGAAGGGAAGAGGUGUUGUCGAAGACGGAUGAAUUAGAAAACAAUUAAAUGCGUCUUCUAUCUCCUGUCCAGAAACAAAUAUAAAAAUAUUAUAUAUAAAAAUGAGUUGAAUAAAUGUAAAAAACUAAUUGUAUUCUCUGUGUAUUUUUCCAACUUUAAAUUCCGGUAAUUUAAUAAAAUAUGGCGUUGAAAUGUUGCCGUGUUGCAUUUAGGUGCAGGUCGAAAACUCCAAUGUCUGUUUCUUUUUCAACUCAUUCAUAUAGAAAUUGUAAAGUUUGUUAUCUAAAUCUGAACACUCACAAUUUCCUAUGUUUUAGGUAUUUAUCUGCACACGAAGCAAAGUUUUACAUCUUUC
Messenger RNA from Seriola dumerili (greater amberjack), 6926 nucleotides. RefSeq names its product unconventional myosin-VIIa-like (gene myo7ba). NCBI's taxonomy places the organism in Eukaryota, Metazoa, Chordata, Actinopteri, Carangiformes, Carangidae. The transcript has 47 exons. The record is from RefSeq and is a predicted model, not a curated record. The coding region runs from base 1 to 6360 and encodes 2119 amino acids. Gene Ontology annotation, molecular function: cytoskeletal motor activity; ATP binding; protein binding. Gene Ontology annotation, cellular component: myosin complex; cytoskeleton.